Molecule: messenger RNA, 5798 nt
Organism: Amphiprion ocellaris (clown anemonefish)
Lineage: Eukaryota; Metazoa; Chordata; Actinopteri; Pomacentridae
Gene: sema4c
Product: sema domain, immunoglobulin domain (Ig), transmembrane domain (TM) and short cytoplasmic domain, (semaphorin) 4C
Exons: 17
Coding region: 343-2949 (868 amino acids)
Biological process (GO): semaphorin-plexin signaling pathway; axon guidance; negative regulation of axon extension involved in axon guidance
Molecular function (GO): semaphorin receptor binding; chemorepellent activity
Source: RefSeq, a predicted model, not a curated record
AAUUUAUAACUCCAAAUUCAAAAAACAAACGCGAGAUAACGGAGAAGAGAAGAGAGGCUGGAGGAAGGAGUGCUGGAUCUGUCGUCAGAGAAAGACGGAGAGGAAACCCUGUGAUCAUCAGCACCAUCAGCGUAAUAAUAAGCCCAAUGUGACCUUCGUCUGAGUUGAGUGUCUCCAUUCAGCAUUCACAAGAAGACAAGAGAGAGGGAGAUUAAGAAGAAAGCACACAGACGCGCGAGGGAGGAGAAGAAAAACAACAGGCUGCCAGGAGCUGGGCUGCUCUCGAGUUCCCCUGAUCAACUGAUUGUUCCUCGGUCCAUCACUCAACGGCUGUUCUGACGAAUGGGAGCUGAUAUGGGAGCCAUGGGCGGGACAAAGGUCUUGCUCCUGGUGUUUCUGGUUGGAUGGGAGAAGUCUCUGUGUCUGAACUGGAACCCAAUCCCACGCAAGACUGUUCGAUACCAAGACGUGUUGGACAGCAUGGCGAGGUUCAGCGUUCAGGGAGUGUUCAACUACAGCAUGCUGACCCUGUCUGACCACGAGAGGGUUUUGUACAUCGGCGCUCGGGAGGCGUUGUUCGCUCUGGACCCCAACGACAUCAGCAGGCAGCUCCGACCACAGAUCGACUGGCCGGCUCCGCAGGAUAAGAAGAGAGAGUGUGUUGCCAAAGGAAAGAACAACCAGACCGAGUGUUUCAACUACAUUCGUUUCCUGCAGAGCUACAACCACACGCACCUCUACACGUGUGGCACAUACGCCUUCCAGCCCAAAUGCACCUACGUGAACGCAGAUUAUUUUGCCCUCAACACUGGAGCCCUGGAAGACGGGAAGGGCAAAUGCCCAUAUGACCCUGCCAAGGGGCACACUGGCCUGAUAGUGGAUAAGGAGUUGUACUCAGCAACACUCAACAACUUCCUGGGUACAGAGCCAGUCAUUCUGAGGAACCUGGGCCAGCAGCACUACAGCAUGAAGAGCGAAUACUUGCCUGCCUGGCUCAAUGAGCCGGACUUUGUUGGUUCAGCCCUGGUGAGAGAGAGCAUCGGCAGCAAAGAGGGGGACGACGACAAGAUCUACUUCUUCUUCAGCGAGCGAGCGUUGGAGUUGGACUGUGACACGGAGCUCACGGUGGCCCGAGUGGCUCGCGUCUGCAAGGGCGAUCUGGGUGGUACCAGGACUCUACAGAAGAAGUGGACCACCUUUCAGAAAGCCCGACUGGAGUGCUCCCUCCCAGAGCGUCACGUCUCCUUCAACAACCUAAGGGCUGUCUUCACUCUGCUGGGGCAGGAUUGGCGAGGAACCACCUUCUACGGCAUCUUCCACGCCCAGUGGGGUGAUGUGGACGUGUCGGCUGUGUGCCAGUACCCGAUCAGUGAUGUGAAGAAGGUGUUUGAAGGGUCCUAUAAGGAGUACAGGGAGGCAUCCCAGAGGUGGGGACGCUACACCGGUGCUGUCCCCAGCCCACGGCCCGGAUCGUGUAUAACGAACUCAGACAGGGAGAACAGCUACAACAGCUCUCUGCAGCUGCCUGACGCUACGCUCAACUUUGCCAAGAAGCACCCGCUGAUGGAGGACAAAGCUCUUGCUCGCCCCCUGCUGCUAACCAAAGGCAUCAACUUCACGAGGCUGGCGGUGGACCGGGUUAGCGCGCUGGAUCAGCGGGCGUACAACAUGCUCUUCAUCGGCACAGCGGAGGGCUGGCUGCAGAGGGUGGUGAUCCUGGGCUCUGAGGCCCACGUCAUCGAGGAGAUCCAGCUGUUUGAGACAUCCCAACCAGUGGACAGCCUGACCAUCUCACAUGCUAAGAAGUACUUGUACAUCGGCUCUCGUUCGGAGGUUCUCCAGCUGCCCUUGGCCAACUGCAGCCGCUAUCAGUCUCAGCCAGACUGUCUGCUCGCCCGGGACCCCUACUGCGCCUGGGACAGCGAGGGUCGGGCCUGUGUCCGCAUCGACCUCCACCGAGGAUCCACCUCCUCCCUCUCACAGGACCUCAUGCUGGAGAGGUUCAGCAGGGGAAAAGCCAAGUUUGAUAAGCCCGUCUCCAUCCCUAGUCCUGAGCACUCUCGUCUGAGGAAUGUAACAGUGGUGGUGGGCUCUGACAUGGUGCUGCCUUGCCAGCUGGUUUCCAACUUGGCUCAGCCUUGCUGGGUUCUCAACGAUCGGGAGCUCCAGCUGGGUGACCCCGAAGCCGGAGGACCACGCUUCGACCGGACCCUCAAAGCUCUCGUCAUCCCAGAAGCGGGUCAGAUGCAAGCGGGUCGAUAUAUCUGCUACUCUGAGGAACAGGGGGUCAAGUUUCAGACAGAGCGCUACCAGGUAGCUGUAGUUGCCAGUGCUCCAGUCUUCAUGGAAGCCCGGGCUCCGGACAGCAGCAUGGGGCUCUUUUGGGUGCUGGUUAUCACCCUCGGAGCGGCGUGUCUGCUGCUCCUCGUCGCAGCUCUUUACCUGCGCAGGAGGCUGAAGCUGGCGCUGGGAAAGGGAGCCGACAUGAAGCCUCUGGAGAGCACCCUGGUCUACCCCAUCACUCUGCCCAAGGAGCCGCCCACCUUUGUCCCCAGCAAGAUGCCCAGCGAUGAAGACCGCUUCUGGGAGACGGGCGCCAACUACUAUUACUCAGACGGCUCGCUGAAGAUCGUUCCCGGUCACGCCCUGGGGCCCAGCAGCGUCAGCAGCACGGCGUCUCCCAGCGCCAUUCCCGGCCAGCCCAUCCACUCCCCGAGCCGUCUCAGCCUCACCAACAUACGAGGCUCCGGUAGCAACGGCUACAUCCGCCUCAACCUGAGCACAGCAGGGGAGGAGAGGGCUAGCGGGGCUGGUGCUGGGGGCGGUGGGCUGGGAGGCCUGGGCAUGGGCGGGAACGACUACUCCAGCCCCUUCAAGGAAGAGCUCAGACGCACUCUGCAGCAGAGAAGCGUGCUGCCGGACGCAAACCCAGAGGAGUCAUCCGUCUAGGCCUGUCCUCCUCCAUCUCCAUUCCCUGAGUUGGAAAAACAAAACAACCAACCUACCUCCCUCUUUCUGAGGAUGCCUGCUCUCUCUCUCUUUCGGUGACAUGCUGUCAGUUCCCCAUGCUCUCUCUCUCUCUCUCUAGCUCUGCCAAUGCCUGUUUGGCUCACUGGAAACAUUUAUAGCACACAGCAUGUUAAAUAUUCAUACUCAUACACCGUGUUCACCAACAUGCACUCUUAUAAUUAUUGUGUUUGCGGCAACAUGCCAUCAUGGUUGCGACUAUUUCUGCUUCCACUGUGCAAUUGCCACUUGUGUAAAUUGUGUAUUUAAAAAGGACGAAGCCAGAGGAGAGCACCUCAAGCAUGGAAAUCAAACAAAUGGCGUUACAUGUUUUCUGAAGGGCACAUUUCUUUCACAUGGAGUGGACCAAGUGGGGCUUUUAGCCCUCAUGCUGGAACCAGUUGAUGAACAACAAGGGCAACUAACUGGAAAUAUUGAACUGAUUAUCUGUCCUUCUGUUCCUUUGAGACUUUUUCAGCUUACUGCACUUAAAAACGGGAAGAGCGCCUUCCCAUUUUUGUACUCGUGAGCCAAGAGCGUGAGAGCGGUAUAAAAAAGACUAAUUAAUCUCCAAGCAAGACGACAAUCAUGUCCCUGUAGCAGGAGCUCUGUGUGGGACAGAAAGGAGAGGAGAGAGAGAGACAAAGAGAGAGGAAAUUAAAUGGAAAAUGAAGUGAAUUGGAGUGAAAGACAUAAGUGGGGGUUUUUUGAAUGAAGGACAAUCUCUCAAGACUUUCUCUGCUCAAUUUGUAUUAUUUUUCCCUUGCGUUGUAUUUACCCCCGGAGAAAGUCUUCGAUCCCUUCCACUUUAAUUUGAUGUGAUGGUUGGUUUGAAUUAAGACAUUUAUUGUUGUUCUUUUUCUGUCUUACGGACUUAAGCAGUGUUCCAAUGGUUAUCAAGUGACUAAAGGCUCCCCUCUGUGAAUUUCAAUGUGAGGGAAAGUGCCUGACAUUACAUUAGUCUUCGCUCAGCCCUGCACGGUGACCUUCAAAUGCACCUUCAAGUCCAAUAUACUACAAAUGCACUCCAUGUGUACCAGAUAGGUGUUUUGGUUGAGCCCUUUUAGAUGUUUGUUCAUCUCCUUUGAAAAGAAAAGGCUAUUUGCAUUCAGCUCUUAGCAGCCGAACAGUAAUUGCACACUUAAUUCCAAAUUGAAGAUGACAUGAAGACAUUAGGCAUGAAGAAUGUAGUUUAACCCUCACUGGUGCGGCCGCUGUGGAUGUCUCAAUAAGUGCUUUAUAUUUUGUGUUUGGUGAGGGUGGUAACUUGCACUGCCAAGAAGGAACCUACCCCUCCCACACACACACUCACAGUCCUCUGAAUCCCAACCAUCCUGGACAACAGUGUGUUUGUGAUGGACCCCUAAACUCCAUGAAACUCCCCCUCACUACCGAUGCCCAGAGACUGACCCCCGGGCUACUGUGGACUUAUACAGAGGAAGAGCACUGUAAAACACACCGACACAAAAAGAACACACACACACAGAGUGUUGAUGGAAGAAUGGACAGACAGACGGAUUGCUGACAAACUGCUGGCUCCAGGCGGGAAGCAGCCAUGAACCAGUGAAAGGGGUUGUAUUUUUGGAACAUGUCUGUCGGGACCAGAGGAUCACAGCAAGAAGGAAGGGGGAGGGCAAGGAUACUUUUGUCUUUCCCCCACUGUGUACAGAACGCGAUGUAGAAUAUCAAAACGAUCCCAAGGUUGAGGAGAUGGUCAGCCAUCAGCACUCCAUCCUAGUGUUGCAUGAUCCUCUGCAAGUGGACUGUACAUCUUUGAUGUGAUCUCUUUGUACAAGUGCAUCAUUUUGAUCGAUCAUUUUGGGACUUUUGCAGACACUAAUAUUGUGCAACACUAAUGCUGUCUUUGAAAAAAAUGUGUCUGAUUUUAUGGCUCAAGAGUUGUACAGGAAUUCAUGGCUGCAUUUCAACAUGUUUACUUUUUCUGUGCCUCUUCACCAUUUGGAUAAGCCAAAGUAGACUGCAGUUGCUUUUGUUCGUGUUGAAUUACCUAAAUUAAUUUUAUUUGAUCAGAGAUUGAUAUUUAAGUCUCGGUAGUCCGUCCACUUUGCCACACUGAGCUGAUGUCUGCAACCUUUCUGCAUAUUUUAUCUGCAGCUAAACUUUCCCUGAAGCAAAGUGCAAAAAAGGCUUGAGACUGAUGAACUUCCUGUUUUUUUCCUUUUUAUAUGUCAAUAGUGAACUGCUGGACUUAAUUCUUUAUCCCCUCACUUCAUAUAAGGCUAAAUAAUUUACCAAAAUCGUUUGAGCCCCUGAGAACCAAAUGCAUAGCUGCGGAUGAUUGAUAAACCAUGUCUAUGUUAAAGUAACAAAUCCCCUGAAGCAGAGCGCUAAAACACAUUAGCUCUUUACACUGGUACUUGAUUAUGUCUUAAUAUUUCUACUUUUUACAAUUAAUCUUUUGAUUUAAUACAACAUGUUGCAAAAACUAAAAAGAUAAAGGAAUACAGGUCUCAAGCUUGAAAAAAAUGCAUGUGUAGUGUUCUUUAUGUGUAUUUCUUCACUUCUUAAGCAUUUGUUUGCUGAUAGUAUUUUCUCUGACAUCUGGCUUUAAUAUCUGCUGUUUUCUUACGUUAUUAUUUGUAUUAUUCUAUUAUCACUGCAAUUUUACUUUGCCCCAUUUUUGCUUGUCUGUUACUGGUCUAUUUUGUUUGUUUUUAAAGUAUGUUAAGUAACUUAUUUCACUUGUACAAACAUGUUGAUAUUUAUUAUCAUUGUACAUAUGUCCUUAUUUUUUAUAUGUGUACAUAUACACAAAUAAAAAUAGAGAUAUA